Molecule: messenger RNA, 774 nt
Organism: Poecilia latipinna (sailfin molly)
Lineage: Eukaryota; Metazoa; Chordata; Actinopteri; Cyprinodontiformes; Poeciliidae
Product: fibroleukin-like
Exons: 2
Biological process (GO): platelet aggregation; blood coagulation, common pathway; positive regulation of heterotypic cell-cell adhesion
Cellular component (GO): fibrinogen complex
Molecular function (GO): extracellular matrix structural constituent; protein-macromolecule adaptor activity
Source: RefSeq, a predicted model, not a curated record
AAACAACAAGAAAGCAGCAAGUGGUUUCUGGAUGUAAUAAGAGACUGCUCAGACCACCUCCUCAGAGGAAAAACCAGGAGCGGGCUUUACCUGGUGACACCUGACCUCCGCAGCAGCAGCUUUCAGGUGUUCUGUGACAUGGAGCUGGAUGGCGGCGGAUGGACCCUCCUGCAGCGCCGCCAGGACGGCAGCGUGAGCUUCAACCGCCCCUGGGUGGAGUACCAGGCCGGCUUCGGAGUGCUGGACGGAGGAGAGUUCUGGCUGGGCAACAACAAGAUGCACCUGCUGACCCGGGACAGGGACAUGGAGCUGCGGGUGGAGCUGGAGGACUUUGAUGGAGUGACAGAGCAUGCGCAGUAUGAGCACUUCAGGGUUGCCAGCGAGCGGCUCCGCUACAGACUGACGGUGGGCGGGUACUCCGGUACCGCAGGCGAUGCUCUGCGCUUCAGCAAGACCUACGACCACAACAACAGGGCGUUCACCACCCCUGACAGGGACAACGACCGGUACCCGUCCGGGAACUGCGGGGCCUACUACAGCUCCGGCUGGUGGUUUGACGCCUGCAUGGCUGCAAACCUCAACGGCAAAUAUUACUUUGGGAAGUAUAAAGGAGUUCGGGACGGGAUUUUCUGGGGAACAUGGCACAACAUAUCUACAGAGUACUACCCCACCAAUGAGAGACAGUCUUUUAAAUCAGUCAGGAUGAUGACCCGACCAAAGAGCUUUGGCUUGCGUUAAUAAAGCGAACAUUAAAUGCUUUUGUCCAGGUUCCUA